Molecule: messenger RNA, 594 nt
Organism: Triticum turgidum subsp. durum (durum wheat)
Lineage: Eukaryota; Viridiplantae; Streptophyta; Magnoliopsida; Poales; Poaceae
Source: the annotation of a GenBank genome assembly
AUGUCCUGCUUCGCCGUGCCCGUGCGCACCUCGUCGUCGUCGUCGAGGAUAAGCGGCAGCAGGCAGCCGUGGCGGUGGUGGCGCAAGUGCGCGGGCCUCGCCGCCGCGGCGCACACCAAGCUCCGCCGCACCGCCUUGCGUGUCCGGUGGUCGGCCACGGGGCGGCUGGGCGGCCACCGUCGGCGCGCGCCGGCGCCGCCCCUGCUGUCCGUGCAGCGCGGGGACCACAUGAGCUUCGCGCCGGUCUACGUCGACGAGCUCUACAGCCAGCCCAAGGGCCUCAGCGUCGUCCACGAGGAGCAGCAGCCGCAGCCCAGCACCAGCAAACUCGCGCGUCCAGCCGGCAGUGUGAACAAGGCACGCGUGCAUGGCGUAGCCGCUGCUACCGGUGGCAACAAAGCAUGUGCGGCGGCGGCGGCCGCCAAGAGCCUCGGCGUAAGGGGCUUCUUGCUGAGCCCGGGCAGAGGGUGCGUUGGGAUGGGGGAGGUGGACGUGAGGGCGGAGAUGUUCAUCAGGAAGUUCAGGGAGGAGAUGAGGCUGCAGAGCCAGAGGUCGGCCGAGGAACUCCAGGCCAUGCUUGCAAGAGGCCUAUGA